Beta vulgaris subsp. vulgaris (sugar beet) is the source of this 1048-nucleotide messenger RNA. RefSeq lists its product as uncharacterized. The transcript has 2 exons. NCBI's taxonomy places the organism in Eukaryota, Viridiplantae, Streptophyta, Magnoliopsida, Caryophyllales, Amaranthaceae. The record is from RefSeq and is a predicted model, not a curated record. Bases 16 to 798 code for a protein of 260 amino acids.
GAGAUAUUUCAAAACAUGAUACUGUAUGUGAACUCCGACAUAGCACCGAUCCAUGUACCGCAAUUCCACGAUGCGUGUCACCUCCCGAAAAAGAUGAAAGUAUUCCUCAAGUGGCUCCUAGAGAGAGAGGGAGGAGUAGAGAAAGAAGAGAGAGAUUUAUUUCAAAACAUGGGGCAGUGGCUAGACCCAGCGCCACUUCUUCCCCCUACUCGCACCAUGGUCAUGGUGAUGAACCGUCAGGUGAGACUUCAGGCUAUGAGCAAUACAGAUGCUGUACUCUUAGCCCGACUCCGACGACCUAUGAGGCAGAUGGAGAUGUGUGUCAACUGGGUCGAGGCAAGAGGACUCGAGUUCCCGCGCGAAGCCGAGGUGUAUCUUAUACCUCUCUUUCAAAAAUGGAUAAAUGUGGCAAAGAAAAAGGAGGUGAUGUUGUGGGAACCGGGAAACGAAGUGCUGCGUGCAAAGUAUCUCAAAAAUCCUCUUCUUCCAAAUAAUAUGACAAUUUUGUUCUGGAAUGUACGAGGUAUGGGGAGACCAUCUUUCAAGCCCAAUCUUCGGCUUUUAAUUAACCAACAUCACCCGAGUAUUAUCAUUCUUGUGGAAACCCGUGUUCCUAAACACACUACCGAAACUAUUAUCCAAAAUCUGGGGUUCGAUUCCUGGCACAUUGUUGAGCCGAGAGGUUUUGCGGGAGGCAUUGUUCUUCUAUGGCAUGCGAAUGACAUCAAAUUCCAGGUCAUGGGGGAGAGUGCUCAAGGGGUCCACGGUGUAGUCGAGGGAAUUGCGCAGGAAAUUUGACAAUUUGAUGGUGCGCUACUGUAGCCGGAACUACAACAAAAUUGCAGAUAUGAUGGCAAAGGAGUGCGGUAGGAAUGAAGACCCAGAAAUUUGUAAUAGAGUACCUAGGAUUUUGCAUAUCCCACCUACUUACUGUAUGGAUAUUUAUAUAGCGGAAUGUAUGAGUGUUGUAGGGAGAAAUUGCUCACUUGAGCUGUAUGAUACUUUAAACUAAUUUAAUGCACUACCCUUUUUCACCAAAAAAAAAAAA